GUCGAGUAAAUUUAUGCCAUCUUUACAAGCAGCUUUGAAUGUCUUUGUAUCAUGUGUUUGGACAGCGGUGUUUAACGGGCUGUCACAGCUUGCUCAGACAGUAUAACUACCUCACAUGCUUCAACACUUACUUUUCCUGAAUUUCAUUUUUUGCUCUUAACAGCAUUUUCUGAUAUCAGACUUUUACCAGAAGAGAAAAAAUACCUCCAAGUGCAGCUGUGUUUAUUUGCAACUGUUCCCCCCUCUUGUUCUGUCUGACACAUUUGCUGUUGCCUAGUUGGCCACCUCUGUUCUCCUGUAAUCAAUCUCUUUUGUGGGUCUCUCUCUGUUCUCUGCCUGCCACUUUUUUUUCUUCCUCCCAUCUUCCUCCUACUCUCCGCUGCCUGCUUUUCCUCCUCCAGCUCCUCACUUCAUGGACAUCACAUGUACAGUAGUUUAACCCCCUCCUCCAUCCACUCCUCAUCACUUAUCUCGCCCACUUCCUCUCCCACACGUCCUCUCCGAAAAGAUGAGAGGGGUGCGUUUCUGUAUGUGAUUGUUAUGUUAUGUAAAAACACUUUACCAACAACAGGCUAACGGUAUGAUUGCACUAGUAGUUGGGUUUUAUCAGAGUUUAAAUGAGUUUAGUGGGUGCUAAGAGAACAGACCUCUAACUUACAGCGUACAAACCUAAAUUGUGCUUGUGGGUAUUUAAACUUUCACGACACAUGUUGCCUACAGCAUGUGUUUUAAUUAAGAGGACACUGAUUGAAGCGUGUGACAGAGGUGAACAAUCGCGGCUCAGUGUCUGAUGCACAUUGGUAAUUGCAGUGUUUUAUUUACUUGAAAUAAUUGGAGGCUGCUGAACUUUGAGGUCUGUGAGUUGGAUGGCACGGCUCCUGUGUGUAUUGUAAUUUUGGUGGCAGGGGGUACAGGGAGCAGAUGGCACUGACAGACUGUAACUUACACAACAGAGAGCAGGGAGGUCAGUGCAUGCUGGGAAAGACCACAGAGACAAAGGUUGAGAGAGGGAGGCUAACAUGCGCGAGGAGCAUUGUUGCCACAUGGCAAAUGUAUAAUUCAGAUUAGGCCGUGACACAAACCAUGUGAAUCCAGCCAGGUCACUUCAUAACUCACUGCCCUCUUUGACAAAGUACUGGAUCACUACUGCCCUCUGACCUUGAUUUGUGCAGUGCGGCUGUGGCAUCAGGAUGGUGCACAGUACACACAGUCACCUUGGCAAUGACAAUCACUCUCCAAGGCUAUGACAUCACUCCACAAAAAGAUGUGGAGGAGGAGAAGAAAAUGGGGGUGGGGAUCAUGUCUUUCUCUACAAAAACCCUGCAGCAUCCCAGCUUGAUGCCCCAACAUCCAGCUUCUUUCCGAGAGGACGGACGAAAAAAAAUCAUCCCUUCACUUCCAUCACAGAGCGAGGAGUGGGAGGAGUCAGGCGAGUGAGAUAGUGAUGCUCCAGGCAGGUGCCAACAAGUGAGAGGUAGCUGCAAGACCAAGAGUGAGGGGGAUGGAGAAGAGUCUGUGAGCGACAGAAGACGUUCGGAACCGUGACAGAAAACCAAUAGCCAGAGUGUUUACAGUUUUCUCUGCACCGUCAGUCUGUCGUGCUCCUUAUCUGCGCUGCCAUGCUGUGUCCUGUGCUGCUUUGUGCCACUCUGCUCCUCCUGACUCCAAUGGAAAUCACGGAGUCUCGCGCUCUGCAUCCUUCUCCUGAUGCUGUGCAGUUUAUGGAGCAGUUUCUGGAACGUUACAAUGACCUUUUGACCCUGGAUGACCUGGAGAACCUGUUGAACAGUCCAGCAGAGGAGCAGUCCACCCUCUCCUCCUCCUCUGGGGUCAAAUCAGCCGAGUAUCCCAAAUGGGCUGAUGUACAAACGCAGCCGGAAACCCCCUGGCUGCGUCUGCUCAAAGGCGCUCUGGCCAAUCAGAAGCGAGCAGAACCGGACCGGUCACGGAGAGGCUGGAACCGGGGAUGCUUUGGGCUGAAACUGGAUCGGAUCGGGUCCAUGAGUGGACUGGGCUGUUAGUGGAGGAGAGAGAGAGAGAGAGAAAUAAAGACUGAUGACAUCCUUCUUAGCAGUGGCGUGCACAGACAAUUCAGGGGGUAAGGGCUUCACAAGAAACAAGUUUCUAUAAAAUUACUGUAUAAAAAGUGACUAAAAUUACAACACAAAUGCGUUUUUGGGACAUUAUUAUACAUUUUAAUUAAGAGUUAAUGCUAUGGGCUGCGUUUAAAAAAAACAAACAAACAAAAAAACAAUAGGAAAUUAAUAUAUACAUAUGUUUUUCAGAAGGGGGCUCUUAUUUGGUCAGAGGGCAAAACAGCAGGUGCUUGAGCACCACCUUGAGUCUAUCUGUGCACGUCCAUGCUUCCUAGAUUAUAAUACAGAGACACACACAGAGGUGUUGAGCUGCAGUGAAGGAUGGUUACAUGUCUGUAGACUUCAUGUGGUGUGUGGUGUAAACUUGCUUAUGUGGUGUCAUGCAGCGUAGAUCACAUGCUUCACAUAUUUCUGUGUUCUGUUCAGCAGAGCAGCUGUAGCCUAUUAAAAAAACCGUUAUUCAGUGUUUAUUAGAACAUGUGAGCAGUCAUCUUUACUUGUUGGGCGUGUAUUUUUUUUUAGUCGAUUGGCUCUUUAUGUAUCUGUAGUGUUGUCUGUGUACAGUACAUGUGAAGAUGUGUAGACAUUCUGUGGCCAGAGGACUGUUUAAAAUCAGGUGUAACGCACAUGGAUGUCCAGAAAUGGUGGCACCUGCAAUUCCUGAAGAUUGUUUUCUAUGUUUACUUAUGAUUUGCAUGAAUAAAUGGAUUUGUCAUUUGC
This is a messenger RNA of Solea solea (common sole), 2816 nucleotides long. It is a transcript of the gene nppcl, whose product is annotated as natriuretic peptide C-like. Gene Ontology annotation, molecular function: hormone activity; hormone receptor binding. Gene Ontology annotation, cellular component: extracellular region. Bases 1620 to 2021 code for a protein of 133 amino acids. The transcript is spliced from 3 exons. The record is from RefSeq and is a predicted model, not a curated record. Gene Ontology annotation, biological process: cGMP biosynthetic process; receptor guanylyl cyclase signaling pathway. Lineage: Eukaryota; Metazoa; Chordata; Actinopteri; Pleuronectiformes; Soleidae.